Molecule: messenger RNA, 1789 nt
Organism: Hemibagrus wyckioides
Lineage: Eukaryota; Metazoa; Chordata; Actinopteri; Siluriformes; Bagridae
Exons: 7
Coding region: 257-1258 (333 amino acids)
Biological process (GO): inflammatory response; innate immune response; regulation of apoptotic process
Source: RefSeq, a predicted model, not a curated record
AAUAUUGUAUGGUCUCAAAGUUGAAUUUACAUCAUCUUAUGGAAAUUGUAAAGUUACAGCUACAAGUUUUUGAAAUGAAUACUCAUGAUAUGGUGUCUGAUCUUCAUCUAAUACUCAUAAUAAUACUGUCCACACCUUGUCUAUUUUUGUUUCACAGGCAGAUGUGGAAGUAUUCAUUCCAGAAUUGGUGGAAAACUAUGUUGACAAUCAGAGCAAAGAUGAAUAUAGGUUUCUCUGCCCUCAUGCUGGUCAGUUUAUGUGCAAAUUGACCAAACUUGUGUUUGAGAUGGAUGGGAAAGGGGAAGUGCUGUACAGAAUAGUGUCCUGGGACAGCUGUUCCUUGGAGGGAUUAGGACAACAGCAGCCUGCAGGACCACUGUACAGUAUUGCCUGCCUUGAAGGUUCUAUCCGUCAUCUGCAUCUCCCACAUUGUGAGAUCUGUACAGAUGAGGUUAAUUUAACUGCAGCACAUGUGACUGGUGGUAAUGUGGAGCUCAUUCAGCCACUAAAAGUAACAAAAACGCAUGCCAUCAUAAACAUUCAAGGUCUCUCCCUCUUCGGUCUCUUAAGAGCACUGCUAUCCCACAAAAUUCCCAUCACAGCCCAAGUACUACUGUUCUAUAAAAAAAUAAAUGGAAAGCACAGGAUGAGCAAACUGCAUAUGCACCUUUUGCCAGGGAAUGUACCAGUUGAAGAGGUGCACAAACAGCAUGGGUACAACACAUACAUUGAGACAAGCUCCAGAUGUAAACUGACUCCUGGGAAAAAAUACCGGCCAUGUUGUAAAAAUACUGACCAUGAUUAUGUAUUCCAACCCAAGAUUGAGAAGUUUGAGUGUGACUAUGGCCCUAAUUAUCAUCCUACAUUUGAGAUGCUCUGUAAUAUUGAGGUUGAUAAAGUCACUUUAGGUCUCUUGGAUGAAAAUGACCAGGAAGUCUGGGAGCGUUUGGUCUUUCUUACAGGUACAGAUGCUGUCUCAUCCAAAUCAGAUACAACGGGUGCUGACUUUAUGGAUCAAUACAGAGCAGAGCUCAUUCAGAGAGUUUCUGCAGUAAUGGAGAUAGCAGACUGUCUGAAAAGCAAGAAGAUGAUUAGUGAUGAAAAGUACAAUAGAAUUCAUGCAGAAUCAACAUCACGUGAUCAAAUGAGGCUUCUGUACAGUUCUUUCGAUGCAGGAGGAAGAGUUGUGAAAGCAGAAGCCUAUAAAGUCCUAAAGGAGAAAGAGCCUUACUUAGUGGAGGAUUUGAGUAAGGAUUGAUCCUCGGUUUGUGGGUCCUGCACACAACAGCACAUUUAAUUUUACUUACUGUAUUUGAUAUAUUUUUGUGAUUGGGUUUUUGUGUUGUAAUGAAGUCUUUCCUAGUUUGCUUUUAAGAGUGUUUCUUGUAUGUAGAAUAGCAUUAAAAAAUUUUCUUAGUAUUUUGUGCUCCAGUGAAUUGAUGUUAUGAUGUACCUCAUAUGGACACAUCUCCUACAUUACAUAAUUUAGUAGCAUUAUAUGAAUCUCUACACUGAGAAAAGUUUAUUGAAUUUUAGUUUAAAUAAAACUUCUGUUCCACACAAAUUUAAUGUUAUACAUAAUAAAUUAAUCUUUUACAAUUUAAUUAACUUUUGCUCCAGUUGAAAUAUUUGAUAUGCAUUAACACACUUUUAAAUACAUUUUGCUUCAUUUGUUUAUGUUCAGCUAACAUGAUUUGAUUAUGUAUACGUAUUUUUUACUUUUUUGUUGGUGGUUGUAUCACAUUAAAGGUUGACUAAGAUUUGACAGCUACAUAAAGAAAUUAAAACC